CACAAGGAGGGACAACCAAAAACGGGGACGAUAAAAAGCUCUGUAGAUCAAACAUGAAUGUGGCAACAGUCUCUCUACUUCUGAUGGUAAGCUUGUUUGAAAUUAAAGCAGCACCAUUCACUCAACUCAAAUGUUUUCAGUUUCGCUACAAAUUGGGACAGCAGCAAUGUGAACCAGAAAGGGGCUUCAAAGGUGAUUUAGUACCAUGCUACAACUUAUGUAACAACAAAUUGGUUAAAUUUGAAGAUUGCAAUAAACAUCCUGAUAAUAUGCAUUGCUGCGUUCACGACUGCAGAUGUGUCAUGAAAGGAGCCGGAUUUGUUGAAAUCCCUCAAAACUAUACACUUUCUAUCGACGAUGAAAAGUUAUCGCAUUGGAUAAAGACCGAAGUAGAAGAAGGAUGUGAACCAGAAAAGAAAUAUCCUAUUUCCGGAAAGAUUAGAGAAUUUGAAAGUACCAAAACAAUUCUGAAAUUACCUACCAACCAAGAUAAAGAUUUGACAAUCCAGGAAACAGAUUUAGUUAAAAGUUCAGUUAAGGCGGGCCCAGAAACUACUGUAGCAAGCAAAACAAACGCCGAGACAACUGAACAAAAGGGAAAGAAGGCACCUGCAACUAAAUGUGUUCCAAAAAAUCACUUUGUAUCGCAAUUUGCAAAUAAAAUGAACGGAAUAUUCGAGCAGAUGGGUAUGAGAUGGGUAAUGGACGUCGAGGAUGGCUGUAACUAA
Messenger RNA from Styela clava, 728 nucleotides. RefSeq lists its product as uncharacterized. Lineage: Eukaryota; Metazoa; Chordata; Ascidiacea; Stolidobranchia; Styelidae. The record is from RefSeq and is a predicted model, not a curated record.